AUGAGACAUAUGAAAUUAGCCAUAAUAUUGGCACUUAUACUUGUUACAAAUGUAUCAUGUCAAGAACAAAAUACAAUGCCACUUCCACAAGGCUCACCAACUGCUGUUGCAGGGCAACUCUGCAUAAGUGAGUGUGGCACUUGCCCUACUCCCCAUUCACCACCACCACCAGAAUCCAUCCAACCCCUCCUGCCACCUCCACCACAACUUCCACCUCUACUGCCAAUACUCCCACCAUCCUCUGGAGGUUACCUGCCACCACCAUCUCCCAAGGUGUCACACCCACCACCAUCUCCACCACCACCACCGCCCUCAUCCUCUGGUGGUUCGCCGAAGAGUAGUGGUGGGGGUAGUGGUAAAAAACCUCCUUCCAGUGAAUCCAGUCCACCAGUUUCAUUUCCUUUGGUGAUAAAUCCAGCUGGUCCUUCCCCUCCUAACCCAUACUACUACUUCUAUGAGUCUAAUGCUGCAAUUUCAUCUCUUCCUUUGCCGAUUUACUUCUCUAUUGUUAUAAUCGUUGCUUUUAAUGUAUUAUUUCUUGUCAUAGUAUGA
Molecule: messenger RNA, 552 nt
Organism: Chenopodium quinoa (quinoa)
Lineage: Eukaryota; Viridiplantae; Streptophyta; Magnoliopsida; Caryophyllales; Amaranthaceae
Product: vegetative cell wall protein gp1-like
Exons: 2
Coding region: 1-552 (183 amino acids)
Source: RefSeq, a predicted model, not a curated record